Thalassophryne amazonica is the source of this 7030-nucleotide messenger RNA. It is a transcript of the gene lrp4, whose product is annotated as low density lipoprotein receptor-related protein 4. The record is from RefSeq and is a predicted model, not a curated record. The transcript has 38 exons. NCBI's taxonomy places the organism in Eukaryota, Metazoa, Chordata, Actinopteri, Batrachoidiformes, Batrachoididae. Gene Ontology annotation, molecular function: protein binding; calcium ion binding. The coding region runs from base 259 to 6024 and encodes 1921 amino acids.
CUGCUGAGCGCAGCACAACAUGUUGGAGAGCGAAGCGGUGCUGCUCGGCUCCAUGCUAACUUUUUAAAUCCCGGCUUUGUCACAGCAGUAGCAGCAGCAGCGGAGGAACACGGCAGGAGAAAAGGCGGUGAAGAAAGUAAGUCAUGGUCUGAAGUUUUACCGGAGCAGAAGCCCGUUUAAAACAGAAGCGAGCAGAAGGAGAAGCGGAGGAGAAGGAAAAGUGAAGCCGGGAAAAGCGGCAGGAAAGUGGGUUCCGAGAUGCAGCUGGUCGCGGUGGUGCCGUGGGUCGCACUGCUCCUUUCGCUGUUCAGCCACAAUCCAGGAGUUGAAGGCACUGCUGAGUGCUCAUGUGGGAGGAACCACUUCACAUGCGCAGUCAGUGCAUUCGGCGAGUGUACGUGCAUUCCGGCUCAGUGGCAGUGUGACGGCGACAACGACUGCGGGGACCACAGCGACGAGGAUGGAUGCAUGCUUCCCACCUGCUCGCCGCUGGACUUCCACUGUGACAACGGCAAGUGCAUCCGUCGUUCCUGGGUGUGUGACGGAGACAACGACUGCGAGGAUGACUCAGAUGAACAGGACUGUCCUCCUCGGGAAUGUGAAGAGGACGAGUUUCACUGUCAGAAUGGCUACUGUAUUCGCAGCCUGUGGCACUGCGACGGCGAUAACGAUUGCGGUGACAACAGUGAUGAGCAGUGUGAUAUGCGUAAAUGUUCAGACAAGGAGUUCCGCUGCACAGACGGCAGUUGCAUUGCAGAACACUGGUACUGUGACGGAGACACAGACUGCAAGGAUGGAUCAGACGAGGAAAACUGUCCGUCUGAUGUGAUGACGGCCACCUGCAGUGUGGAAGAGUUCCAGUGUGCAUAUGGCCGUUGUAUCCUGGACAUCUACCACUGUGAUGGAGAUGACGACUGUGGAGACUGGUCAGACGAGUCGGACUGCUCGUCUCACCAGCCCUGCAGAUCCGUGGAGUUCAUGUGCAGCAGUGGGAUGUGUAUAAACGCCGGCUGGAGGUGUGACGGCGAGUUUGACUGUGACGACCAGUCAGACGAGAAGAACUGCACCACGUCCAUGUGCACGGCUGACCAGUUUCGUUGUGGAACCGGACGAUGUGUUCGGUUGUCAUGGAGAUGCGAUGGCGAGGAUGACUGCUCAGAUCGGAGCGAUGAAGAGGGCUGUGAGAAAACGGAGACCCCGCCCUGCGCUCCGGACCAGUUCCAGUGUGGUAAUGGGAGAUGUAUCGGCCAGAGGAAGGUGUGUAAUGAGGUGAACGACUGCGGCGAUGGCACUGAUGAAAAUCCACACCAUGACUGCCGUCCGCGCUCCAGCGAGGGCAGCUGUAACCAGAAUAACGGCGGCUGUGCCCAGAAGUGUCAGAUGGCUAGAGGCCUGGUCCAGUGCACCUGUCACACUGGAUACAGACUCAUGGAGGACGGCAGGGCCUGCCAGGAUGUGGAUGAGUGUGCUGAAGAAGGCUACUGCAGCCAGGGCUGUACCAACACAGAGGGGGGGUUCCAGUGUUGGUGUGUCCAAGGCUAUGAACUCCGGCCUGACAAGCGCAGCUGCAAGGCUUUGGGUCCAGAGCCAGUUCUGCUGUUCGCCAACCGUAUUGACAUCCGUCAGGUUUUACCGCACCGCUCUGAGUACACACUGCUCCUGAACAACUUGGAGAAUGCCAUCGCUCUGGACUUUCACCACAGUCUGGAGCUGGUUUUCUGGUCAGACGUCACACUGGACCGCAUCAUGAAAGCCAACCUCAAUGGCUCCAAUGUGGAGGAGGUAGUCUCCACUGGACUGGAGAGCCCAGGGGGACUGGCCAUAGACUGGAUUCAUGACAAGUUGUACUGGACAGAUUCGGGGACAUCCCGUAUUGAGGUGGCCAACCUGGAUGGGACACACCGCAAGGUGCUGCUUUGGCAGAACAUGGAGAAGCCCCGAGCCAUUGCACUGCACCCCAUAGAGGGUAAGAUCUACUGGACAGACUGGGGCAACACACCUCGCAUCGAGUACGCCAACAUGGAUGGUUCCAACCGACGUGUCAUCGCAGAUACACAUUUGUUCUGGCCCAACGGUCUCACCAUCGACUACGCCGGCCGCCGCAUGUACUGGGUGGAUGCUAAGCACCAUGUGAUAGAGAGAGCUGAUCUGGAUGGCUGCAACCGCAAGGCCGUCAUCAGCCAGGGUCUGCCCCAUCCGUUUGCCAUCACAGUGUUUGAAGACAGUCUUUACUGGACUGACUGGCACACCAAGAGCAUCAACAGUGCCAAUAAAUUCACCGGCAAGAACCAAGAGAUUAUAAGGAACAAAUUGCAUUUCCCCAUGGACAUCCACACCUUACAUCCACAGAGACAGCCUGCAGGAGGCAGGAACCGCUGUGGUACCAGCAAUGGAGGCUGCAGCCACCUGUGUCUCCCCAGCAACAAGACCUACACCUGUGCCUGUCCCACUGGCUUCAAGAAGAUGGACCAAUACACCUGUGCCAAGAGUCUUGACAAGUUCCUGCUUUUUGCCCGAAGGACGGACAUCCGACGAAUCAGCUUCGACACAGAGGACAUGUCCGAUGAUGUCAUCCCUCUGGCUGAUGUGCGCAAUGCCGUGGCGUUGGACUGGGAUGCCAGAGACGGCUACAUCUACUGGACGGAUGUCACCACUGACUCCAUCAACAGAGCGCUGUGGAACAGCAGCAGGCAGGAGGUGGUGGUGGACACCAGUCUGGAGAGCCCAGCAGGACUGGCCAUCGACUGGGUGACACACAAACUCUACUGGACUGAUGCUGGUACAGAUCGCAUUGAAGUUUCUAAUGCAGAUGGCAGCAUGCGCACUGUGCUGAUUUGGGAGAACCUGGACCGACCCCGGGACAUUGUCGUCGACCCAGUUGGAGGGUUCAUGUACUGGACUGACUGGGGUGCCAACCCCAAGAUUGAGCGUGCAGGAAUGGAUGCUUCUAGUCGAAUCGUCAUUAUCUCUUCCAACUUGACGUGGCCCAACGGGCUCGCUAUUGACUAUGACACCAAACGCUUAUACUGGGCUGACGCAGGCAUGAAGACAGUAGAAUAUGGCAACUUUGAUGGGUCUGACAGACAGGUAUUGAUUGGCAGCCAGCUGCCCCACCCCUUUGGCCUGACUGUGCAUGAGGACAAGCUGUAUUGGACGGACUGGCAGUCCAAGAGCAUCCAAAGUGCUGACAAGCUCACUGGCCUGGGACGACACACACUGGCUGAAAACCUGGAGAACCUUAUGGACAUUCACAUGUUCCACCGUCACCGGGAGACAGUGCACAACGCAUGUGCUGUGAAUAACGGUGGCUGUAGUCACCUGUGUCUGCUGGCUCCUGCUCCCAAAGCUUCCAGCUGUGCCUGUCCCACCGGAAUCAACCUGCAGGCGAAUGGAAGGACCUGCACACCUGGGAUGAGCAGCUUCCUGAUCUUUGCUCGAAGAACAGAUAUCAGGAUGGUUUCUUUGGACAUCCCCUAUUUUGCCGAUGUGGUUCUGGCCGUCAACAGCUCCAUGAAAAACACCAUCGCUAUUGGAGUGGAUCCCACAGAAGGAAAGGUGUAUUGGUCUGACAGUACGCUGAAGAAAAUCAGCAGAGCAAACAUCAAUGGAACAGCGCAUGAAGACAUUAUUUCUACUGGUUUGAUGACUACCGAUGGCCUGGCAGUGGACGCAGUGGGCAGGAAAAUCUACUGGACAGACACAGGAACUAACCGCAUUGAGGUUGCCAACCUGGACGGUUCCAUGAGGAAAGUUCUUGUCUGGCAGAACCUGGACAGUCCUCGAGCGAUUGCCCUCUACCAUGACAUGGGUUACAUGUACUGGACAGACUGGGGUGAACAUGCUAAGCUGGAGCGGUCAGCGAUGGAUGGAUCAGACAGAGUGGUCCUCAUCAGUAACAACCUUGGCUGGCCCAACGGACUGGCUAUCGACACGGCCGGCUCACAGUUGAUGUGGGCCGACGCUCACACUGAGCGUAUAGAGACAUCUGAUUUGAAUGGGCUCAACCGUCGGACACUGGUGACUCCAGUGCAGCACCCCUAUGGUCUAACCCUGCUAGGGUCCCACAUUUACUGGACAGACUGGCAGAGCCGCAGUAUCCAGAGGGCCGACAAGAACACUGGGGCCAACACCAUUACAGUACGCCCCAACCUUCCAGGCCUCAUGGACAUCCAGGCUGUGGACAGGGAGAGGCCGCUGGGUUUUAAUAAAUGUGGGUGGCGAAACGGUGGCUGUACCCACUUGUGCCUGCCUCGCCCCAAUGGCACAUCCUGCGCCUGUCCCACUGGCAUCUUGCUAAAGGGGGACGGUAGGUCAUGUGACGAUUCCCCAGAAACGUACCUACUCUUCUCCAACCGUGUCAGUGUGAGGAGAAUCUCUUUGGACACCAAUGACCACACUGAUGUUCAUGUGCCAGUCCCGGAGCUGCACAAUGUCAUUUCACUCGACUAUGACAGCAUGGACGGAAAACUUUACUACACAGAUGUCACCCUGGAUGUUAUUAGGCGUGCCAACUUGGAUGGAAGUGGCAUGGAGACUGUGAUCAGCCAGGGCCUGAAGACCACCGAUGGGCUGGCUGUGGACUGGGUGGCGAGGAACAUGUACUGGACAGACACCGGACGAAACACCAUUGAGGUGGCACGUUUGGACGGGACAAGCCGCAAAGUCCUGGUCAACAAUAGUUUGGAUGAACCGCGAGCGAUCGCAGUGUUCCCAAGUAAAGGGUUCCUGUUCUGGACUGACUGGGGUCACAUUGCAAAAAUUGAGCGUUCCCAUCUGGAUGGCUCGGACCGGAAAGUUCUUAUAAACACUGACCUGGGUUGGCCCAACGGUCUGACGCUAGACUACGACACACGAAGGAUCUUCUGGGUGGACGCCCAUCUAGACCGGAUCGAGAGUUCAGACCUGAAUGGGAAACUGCGUCAAGUCCUGGUCAGCCCGGUGUCCCACCCCUUCGCCCUCACACAGUUGAAGCCGGUGUCCUCCCCUCUAACUGCUUUCUCCCGACUCUCGCAGCAAGACCGCUGGAUCUAUUGGACGGACUGGCAGACUAAGUCCAUCCAGCGGGUGGACAAACACAACGGCCGUAACAAGGAAACCGUGCUGGCCAACAUGGAGGGCCUCAUGGACAUUAUAGUGGUAUCGCCUCACAGACAAACAGGUACCAACCUAUGUGGUGUGAACAACGGUGGCUGCACUCACCUCUGUUUCGCCAAACCCAACAGUUUCACUUGUUCCUGUCCUGAUGAGCCAGAUGGACGACCGUGCUCCACCAUUUCAGGAUAUGUGCCCACCCUGCCUACCAGAGGAGCCGGCAGCACCCCCAUCCCCAACAAGAUUCCCAAAGCUGCCACAGAGGACACGCUACACAGUGGACCUGCACUGAUCAACUGCACUGACAAGAACUUGGAUGCAGAAGGCUGCUUACAGAGCAACGUGAUGACGGCACCGCAUGGGGAAGGACUUCAUAUCAGCUACGUGAUUGGUGGAGUUCUGACCAUUCUUGCUAUUCUCAUUCUCAUUGCUACCUUGAUCAUUUACAGGCAUAAAAAGUCAAAGUUUGCAGACCCGGGUGUUAGUAACCUGACCUACAGUAACCCGUCGUACCGGACAUCUACGCAGGAGGUGAAGAUCGAAGCGUCACAGAAGCCUCCCAUAUACAACCAGCUUCGAUAUAAGAAAGAGGGAGGAGGGGACGGAGGCUACACCAAGGAGAAAAUCCGCAUCGUGGAGGGGGUGUGUCUCCUGUCCAGUGACGAGCUGUACUGGGAUGACCUCAAGCAGAUCAAACCUUCCCGAGGCGGCCUGCACACCUGCAUGCGCACGGACACCGUGUCUCUGCAGGCCAGCAGCGCCUCGCUCGAUGAUGGCGAGACGGAGCAGCUCCUCCAGGAGGAGGCCUCCGAGUGCUCCUCCAUCGCCACCCUGACUCCUUCUGCCAUCACGCCGCAGCGCCACCCCCAGCACAACCUGCCUGACACCGGCUGGGCCUCCACACGCAAAUCCUCCACGGAGAGUGAGGUGUGAGCAAUGACCUCUGACCCCUCUGUAUUUAUAGCUGUACACACACACACACACACACACAUGCAUGCACACACACACACACACACACACACACACACACACACACACACACACACACACAUAGAACCUGUUUAGGAAACACGGCUUUCGUCUCUGAUGCUCCAUCCUGCUGUGCUGAGCAGUGACCUCACUGCCGUUAGGCAGAAAGACAUCUGACGAAGGACUCUGGGAGGACACAAGCGCAGACACGAGCGUGAGCAGGAUUCUGUUUACAGGACCUCCUUGUUUCAUUGUCCUCCUUGUCUCUUGUUUCAUUAAGUUUGUUUUUUUUUUUUGUUUUUUUUUGGUUUCCAGAUGAAGCUAAAACCAGUUUGCUGGAAUCUGUAGCCUGCCGCAGCCCGCUGCACUGAAUGCCGCUUCUCGUCUUUCUGAACUCUAUUUAUGAACAUUUUGUACGUCACCGUGGGUUUAUUGGACGUUUUGUUUUAGAACAUGUGCCGAGCUUCGUGCAGCAGAUAUUCUACACAAGUAUUUAUGACCGUGCCAAAGGGCGGAGACUCCCACAGCUCCCCCCCCAAAGGGCGGAGACUGCCACAGCCUCCAAUGCUUCUUUCUUCACUUCCAGAUGAAACAUAUUAAUUACAUGAUUUUGUUUGCAUUUGAUGAGUUGAUUUUUUCCUCAGUAGUGGAAGAAAGACCUCAGUCAGUCGUCUUUUUUUUUUUUUUUUAUAAUUUUAUAACCUCCAGCUUGCCACUGAAGAACCCAGCACGACGUGUCACAGUGGUGGGGGGUGCAAAUCAGAGAUUUCAAGACUAAAGUCGUCCACUUUUGGGAAAAUAGUGUGACAGAUUUUCUUGGUGUACAUCAAAUACUAUCAGAAUUUUCCCUUUUUUUCCUGCAAAAUGCUGCACUAUGAAAAAUUUGCUCUUAAAAUGAAGAAGUGUCUGCUUUCUCCGGGGGGUUUAAAAAAAAAAAAAAAAAAAAGCAAAAAUGAGUUUCUAGUAAUAA